GAAUAGCCUCAUCCUCUCUUCAUUCACAACAAUGGCAUCCAACCCUCCCUCAGGGACCUCGACCCCCAAUCCCCGAUUCACAUCGCAGCGAAAAACGGCCGAAGAUAUUCUCUCCACACAAACAGUUGGAUUGGUCAACCUUUCCGACUUCCGCAAGCGACGCGCAGAGGUCAUCGAGCAGAAGGAGAGAGAUGCACACGAAUCGUUCCUCGGCCCUUCGUCCGAGAAGGGUACACCUAGAGAUGGAACGCCUAAUGGUGCGCUCACGCCCAACGAUGCCUCCCAACCACCUUUGAAGAAGAAAAAGAAAGCCGCAAAAGCAGCCGCCAACAAACUAUCCUUCGGAAACGAAGAUGAAGACGAGGAAAGUGGUACAAAUACAGGUUUCUCGACGCCGAAAUCGAGUAGUCUGUCGCGAUCCUCGACUCCUGUUGAGGGUGGAGGCAACAAGAAGAAGAUGAGCUCGAAUGCGAGCGUGGGGUAUAUGCCGAAGGCGCUGACGAAGGGUGCUUUGUUACGGGAAGCGCAGACGAGGGAGACGCUGCGGAAGGAGUUUUUGGUUAUCCAGGAACAGGUUAAGAGUAGUGACGUUGCGAUCCCGUUUGUGUUUUAUGAUGGGACGAACAUACCGGGUGGGGUUGUGAGGGUGAAGAAGGGGGACUAUAUCUGGGUGUUUUUGGAUAGGAGUCGGAAGGUGGGAGCGGAAUUGGGGGUUGGUGAAAAGAGUAAUAGUCGGAGGGAGUGGGCGAGGGUUGGGGUGGAUGAUUUGAUGCUUGUUAGAGGCAGUUUGAUUAUUCCGCAUCAUUACGACUUCUACUACUUCAUCAUAAACCAUACUCUUGGGCCCAACAACAGAGUUCUGUUCGAUUACAGCUCCGAGCCUACAGCCUCCACCAGUACACCAAUGCCCGAAUCAACCAAUCUUGACAACUACAAUCCUCUUUCCAACCCAUCUAAGAACAAGUCGACGAAGGAGCCGGUUGUGGAGAAGAUGGAUCUCGAAGGCAUGAACGAUGAUCCGACAUUUACCAAAGUCGUGGAUCGGAGAUGGUAUGAGCGGAAUAAGCACAUCUUCCCUGCUAGUGUAUGGCAGGACUUCGAUCCAGAGAAGGAUUACCAGAAGGAAAUCAAGCGUGACGCGGGAGGAAAUCCAUUCUUCUUCUCUUGACGACCUUUGCCUUUCCCAUACCAUAGAUCCGUUCUGUCUACACGAGAGUAGUAUAGAAUAAGACGCUUCUAGAGCCGGUU
Messenger RNA from Mollisia scopiformis, 1248 nucleotides. Its product is annotated as XAP5-domain-containing protein. Gene Ontology annotation, cellular component: nucleus. Gene Ontology annotation, biological process: chromatin organization. Lineage: Eukaryota; Fungi; Ascomycota; Leotiomycetes; Helotiales; Mollisiaceae. Bases 32 to 1168 code for a protein of 378 amino acids. The transcript is spliced from 3 exons. The record is from RefSeq and is a predicted model, not a curated record.